GCUGGCCGGAGGCAGGGAGCUGGGGUGCAGAGGAGGGUAGGGCUGGGCGAGCGCACGGCCAUGGCCCCGUGGAUGCAGCUCUGCUCCGUCUUCUUCACGGUCAACGCCUGCCUCAACGGCUCGCAGCUGGCCGUGGCCGCGGGCGGCUCCAGCAGAGCGCGGGGCGCAGACACCUGCGGCUGGAGGGGAGUGGGGCCGGCCAGCCGAAACAGCGGGCUGCACAACAUCACCUUCAGAUAUGACAACUGCACCACUUACUUGAAUCCAGUGGGGAAGCAUGUGAUUGCUGAUGCCCAGAACAUCACCAUCAGUCAGUACGCUUGCCACGACCAAGUGGCAGUCACCAUUCUUUGGUCCCCAGGGGCUCUUGGCAUCGAAUUCCUAAAAGGAUUUCGAGUAAUACUGGAGGAGCUGAAGUCGGAGGGAAGACGGUGCCAACAACUGAUUCUAAAGGACCCAAAGCAGCUAAACAGUAGCUUCAAAAGAACCGGAAUGGAAUCUCAACCUUUCCUGAGUAUGAAAUUUGAAACAGAUUACUUUGUGAAGAUUGUCCCUUUUCCUUCCAUUAAAAAUGAAAGCAAUUACCACCCUUUCUUCUUCAGAACCCGUGCCUGUGACCUGUUGCUACAGCCGGACAACCUGGCCUGUAAGCCCUUCUGGAAGCCUCGGAACCUGAACAUCACUCAGCACGGUUUGGACAUGCAGGUGUCCUUUGAUCACGCGCCACACACCUUUGGCUUCCGUUUCUUCUAUCUUCACUAUAAGCUCAAGCACGAAGGGCCUUUCAAGAGAAAGACCUGUAAACAGGAGCAAAAUACAGAGACAACCAGCUGCCUCCUUCAGAAUGUUUCUCCUGGGGAUUAUAUAAUUGAGCUGGUGGAUGACACUAAUACAACAAGAAAAGUGAUGCAUUAUGUCUUAAAGCCAGCGCAUUCCCCGUGGGCGGGGCCCAUCAGGGCUGUCGCCAUCACUGUGCCACUGGUUGUCAUCUCGGCAUUUGCGACCCUCUUCACCGUGAUGUGCCGCAAGAAACAACAAGAAAAUAUAUAUUCACAUUUAGAUGAAGAGAGUUCUGAGUCCUCCUCGUACACCACGGCGCUCCCCAGGGAGAGGCUCCGGCCGAGGCCGAAGGUCUUCCUCUGCUAUUCCAGCAAAGAUGGCCAGAAUCACAUGAACGUUGUCCGGUGUUUUGCCUACUUCCUCCAGGACUUCUGUGGCUGUGAGGUGGCUCUGGACCUGUGGGAGGACUUCAGCCUCUGCAGAGAAGGGCAGAGAGAAUGGGUCAUCCAGAAGAUCCACGAGUCCCAAUUCAUCAUCGUGGUGUGUUCCAAAGGCAUGAAGUACUUUGUGGACAAGAAGAGCUACAAGCACAAGGGCAGUGGCCGGGGCUCGGGGAAGGGGGAGCUCUUCCUGGUGGCCAUGUCGGCCAUCGCUGAAAAGCUCCGCCAGGCCAAGCAGAGCUCCUCAGCCCAGCUCAGCAAGUUCAUCGCCGUUUACUUCGAUUAUUCCUGUGAGGGCGAUGUUCCCGGCAUCCUGGACCUGAGCACCAAGUACAAGCUCAUGGACAACCUUCCCCAGCUCUGUUCCCACCUGCACUCCCGAGACCACGGCCUCCCGGAGCCGGGGCAGUACCCCGGACAGGUGAGCAGAAGGAACUACUUUCGCAGCAAGUCCGGCCGGUCCCUUUAUGUUGCCAUAUGCAACAUGCACCAGUUUAUCGAUGAGGAGCCCGACUGGUUUGAGAAGCAGUUCGUCCCCCUCCGUCCUCCCCCCCUCCACUCCCGGGAGCCAGUGUUGGAGAAGUUUGACUCGGGCUUGGUGUUAAAUGAUGUCAUGUGCAAACCAGGGCCCGACGGCGAUUUCUGCCUCAAGGCUGAGGCCGCGAUCCCCGGGGUGCUGGCCGACUCGCCCUUGGAGGGCCCACACUUGGGCCUGGACCAAGACGUGGAGGCGGGGCCCGGGCCGGGGGGCGGCUCAGUCCUGCGGCCACUGCUGCACCCCGGGAAAGCCGCCAGCCCCUCAGACAUGCCUCGAGACUCGGGCAUCUACGACUCGUCCGUGCCCUCCUCGGAGCUGUCCCUGCCCCUAAUGGAAGGACUCUCGGCAGAUCAGACAGAAACAUCUUCGCUGACAGAGAGCGUGUCGUCCUCCUCUGGCCUGGGUGAGGAGGAUCCUCCUGCCUUCCCUUCCAAGCUCCUCGCCUCUGGGGCGUGCAAAGCAGAACCUGGUUGCUGCAGCUACCCUGGUGAACUCCACGUGGUCGCCCCUUUGUAACAAAAUGGAAGAAGAAUCUAAGCAUUGCCACUUUAGCUGCUGCCUCUGUCUGGUCCCCCAGCUCUUCUCUCUGGUUGCGCAGUCCACUUGGAGCUGAGGUCUCCGACAAGGAUAUUUGGAGUGAAAUUUGGGCCAGUACUUGCUCUCCUUGCCCCAUCCCUCUACCUGCUAUCUUGGCAAAGUCUCCAAUUUUCUAAAAUCAUAUGGAUAUCUCUGAAAGGCAUAUCCGUAAGGCCGGACAGCAGCUUGUCCCGUUAGGUCAGACCUUGGAUCAGAGCCAGUUCUGGGAGGUAGGGAGGAAACAUGCACAGAGAAACAGGAACAUACCUGCACUGAUCACUCAGAUUUUAUUUAUCUCUGCAAACUUUGCCUGUUUGCUGUUGGCUACUUUGAUGUGAAAUGCUUUGUGGGAGAAGCACUUUUAGUACCAUUCUAGCUACAGAAACCAAGUGCCAGUCUAUCUGGAAUCCAUGUUGCUACGGAUGAUGUUCUUGUCUGGUUUUGGUGUAGAAUUUACAGUGCUAUGGAUGUCAGAAAAGCUCCGAGUUAAAGGUCAAGAAGGGAACUGAGUAUAUGACCACCUUUCAUAAAAUGAGUCUUUACAUAUUAGGGGGUGCCGUGGCUGCCUGAGGUGGGGGCUGCGGGGUCAGGCUGACCAUCUUGACAGUUUUUUCUGACAUAGGUUGGUCAUUGUGCAGAAAGCACCAAAACUCAGAGCACGGGACCGCCUCUCGGUCUGAGUAGGCAUCAUGUGGGGGCCAGAUCUGCCUGCCAAGUUUCCCUGGGUUCCAUUUACUGUGCAGUAUCUCAGAUGUUGCUGCCUGGAAGUUUAUUUUUAAAAGACGAAUACCCAACUGGGCUGUCUUACUGGAAGCUGGAGUUCAUGCUUCAGUGGGCUUCUGAUCUAAAGCUGUGUCCAGGAUAGUAGGGACCAGGACCGACUGAAAUAUGGCCGUGUUUGCAGGUGGCAGCCGCUUACUUUGCUGAACUGCUUUCGACUAAUGAUAAGUCUCAUUUUAAGAAGGUGAGAAGGAGGGAACUGUCACAAAGAUGAGUGUGCUCUUCUAAUAGCAUCUGAAGAAGACAGGAGACCUGAAGUCAUUGAAUUCUUGAAUCUUAAAGUACUCCCCGCCCCCACCCUACCCCCCAACAACCCAGCCUGUGAAUCAUGUUUCACUGUGUGUUUCUGUUGUACUCACCCAGUGAAAGAUUUGUCUCUUGUGCUCUCUCCUACCAAAAAUAGCUAUUAAGAGCUUAGGGAGAAAGAAUUUGCUUUAAGAAGGAAAAGUAAAUGUUUUGUUUCUGUGAAUGAUGUUUCUACAGAAUUUCUGUUUCCAAAAGGGAAAACAGUUGUUCAAAUCCUGUUGGUCUAUUAGGUGUGUGGGUAAUGAUGCCUUGGUCUUCCCUGUGGAAACCCUUCUCCCCAUGUCCUUGAGGGGUUGUGAGCAUCCUUCUCUACCUUUUUCAUGGGUGCUAUUGGAUUUGGGCACCCUGCUUUUACUCAGCACUCACACAGGGGACCCCGGGUUUUAUUCCUUUAGCAGAUAGGACCAAUAUCAAGGGAGAUACUGAGGAACAUCUCAAGGAGGGGUGGGAGGUGGAACGGGGCAUGACUUUUCCAUCUAAGCACAUGCUUGGCAGGUGGGGAAGGGAAGAUUUGCAGACUUGCUGGAAAGAAGAGAUGUGUGUGUAUUUUUGAUGCAAAUGCCACACUCCAUGUUCUGGAAAGGCAGCUGACGGCUUCUUGGGAGAAGAACGUGCUUGUCUGUUCUCCGGCAUCGAGUUUCCUGCAGCUGCUCUGAAGGGGAGACAAGUGAGCUGCAGAACUGUCUCCCCCAUGAAACCAGGCAUCUUGUUGGAGAAGAGAUGUUCCAUGUCACUGUGGAAUCUGGGACACAUGCAGAGCUUCUGCCCCCACGUGACUGUCCUGCCAUUCUGCCGUCAGGAUAAGUUCUGCAAUGGAGAUUGGUCAGUCCAAACUUACUGACGUGAAAAUUCAUUUGGAACAUUAUCGGAGAGAUUGAGGCCAAGAAACGGUGCAUGCUCCAAAGGAACCACUAGGAGCUACUUUUAGGAUAUUCAGCUUUGCACAUAAAAUGAGGCAUCUGUGAGAAAGCGAGCCCCGGCAUAGCAUGGAGGACUGGGGGGUGGGGGGAGCAUUGGCUGAGCUCCACGAGCGUGAGCAGAGAGCUUGCUAAAUGAACUUACUUCUUAUGAAAAUGCAAGGGAAAAAAUAUGGUAGACCAAAAAUCAGGUAAAGUUUUAGUUUGGAUUUAGGGUUUGGAUACCUGUUUUUAAGUACUAAUGUUUCUCAUGUUCAACACAAUCAGAUUCUAACAUUCCAAGUAGCAAAACCAUAGUAUGAAUGCCUAAGGCAGACUAAGUUGAGAUGUCCCAACUUGGUGGUUUUGCCUUAUUAGUUUCUCUUCUUCUUCUUUUUAAACCCUCUCCAUCUCGUGCUGGGAAUGAGAACAGUUGCCUUGCAGAUUAAGGCAAAACAUGUUUUAAGCAGAGCUGCAUUCUUUGACUGACAUUGUCCCAGAUAAGGGAAAUGAUAAGACAGAAUUCAGAUAAAAGUUCUGCCAAAUCACAGGCUUUUAGAAAUUGGGGCUACAAGAAUUAGAAUAUAGGGAUGGUCUCCAUGAAAAGCCGUGAUCCUGAGAACAAGAGGAUUGUGUGACUAAGAUAGCCGGUGUCCUCUGAGCAGGAGACCGGAGGUGGGUGCAAGGAACCAGGUAAGCAAGUCUUGAAAGGGAGUUGAAGGUAGGGAGCUAGUCAUUCAUCUUAACUCACCAGUACCCUACAGAAAGGACUUAGCAUCGGACAUAGCUUUGCAGAGGGGGAGGGAUCAGGGAGCUGGAAGCCCAGGUAAGUAAAGGUGUGCUUUUCUACCAGAGGUUGGCUCCAGGCAACAAGAACCACCUGGACAGACCCAGCCCAGCCACACAAUGGGGGCAGAAUGUCCUCCAGAGGCCCAAAUCCUGGGCCUUGAGGCACAUUGGUCUCCAGAAAGAAUCGGAAGUUAUUGAGGUCCAGGCCCAGGGUUGGGUGACCAGCUAGGUAAUAGCAUUUUGAGCCAAAAAUGAGAUGGGGCCUUAAAGUCAUGAGACAGGCUUUGGCUGACACAUUAGUAAUAACUGAAGACAGUCCCAGAGCACAAGUUCAAAAAAUGUCUUUAGCAGCUAUGACAUCAUUGGAAUCACUGUGUAGUAAUUUAAGUUCAUUUAUGUUUGUAUAUCAGAGUUCAGUCUUGCUACUUCAUUGCUGCUAAUGUCUUUUUCUUUCUUUUUUUUUUUUAAACCAACCCCUCAUCUCAGGUUCCCUGACUUAAGCACAGAUAAACAGGAAGACUGUCCUUCCAAAAAUGUGGAGUUACAUGAUUUUCAGAGCUUGCCCUUUUUUCAGAAUUGAGCAACUUUUAAAAGAAACAAAGGAAGAAAAAAGCUAAGAAAUGAUACACCCUCCUCUUAAAGAAAACCCCAUGAUCCCCAAUAGCCUCAGCACUAAUUUGGCUCUUUUAGGGGAGAAUUAUUCUUUGUGUCCUUAUUGGAGAGAGGUGGACAAUACCAAUGUGAAGGUUAUUAGCCUUUUCUGUUUUCUGUUGUUUGUGAAGACUGCUGUUCUUAGAGCAGAUGUCUGUAGGGGGUACCAGUGCAACAGGCCAGGAGUAAUGAUAAAUAAGGUGUGAUAAAUGGCAACCACCUGCCUUCUCAGUGUCAGAGAGACCAUAGGGCCUGGUGGUGACUGUGGCAAACUGAAGUGCUUCCUGUCCCACCUGUAGGAAGGCAGCUCUUCCAGUCAGUUGUGGACAUGUAGUGUUUACUGAUUUUUCCAUUUUUCAAGAGAAGCUGAGAAUAUGGAUUUUUUUUUAAGUAGGCUCCAUGCCCAACGUGGAGCCCAGUGCGAGACUUGAACUCAUGAUUCCAAGAUCAAGACCUGAGCUGAUAUCAAGAGUCGGACGCUUAACCCAACUGAGCCACCCAGGCACUCCGAGAAUCUGAAUUUUUAUAUGAAAAAUUACAAUUUUUUAAAGUAUUGGCAAUUAAAUUUUUUUUUUUUUUCAAUUCAGGCUCAACAGAACACAUGAGUGGGCCUGAUUUGGCCCACUAGCUGCCAGUUUGCCACUUCUGCCUUGUAAUGUUUGAAAUGAAAAGCAUUCGUGGUAAUUACAGAUGUCUGGUAUCACCAGAAAAUGAUCUUGCUAAAUGCAGCUGGUGGCUGGAUUGCUUUCUCCCCACCUUGCUCCCCCAAAGAAGUCUGAUAUGAUUGUGAAUGUAUGUUAUCAAUAUACAUUCACAAUUAUCAAGCCCUUGCACAACAAGAGCUAUGAAGAAUGGUUUAAGUAGGUGGGAUUAUUUACCACUGAAAUAAAAUUUACUCUUCAUGGCGCCUUAAGAGAAAGGCAAGCCAGUUACUAAUUUCAAAAUCAGAUUUAUAAGGGGUGCCUGACUAGCUCAGUUGGUAGAGUGUGUGACUCUUGAUCUUGGGGUUAUAAGUUCAAGCCCCACGUUGGGUGUAGAGAUUACUUAAAAAAUAAAACCUUAAAAAACAAAAAAAAUCAGAUUUAUGUUCUCCAAUUUAAAAAACAUAACACUUGGAACAAUUUUCAUUUAAACUGCACAACCUACAGGACGUAUUUAUAGUUUUAGUUCUUGGCUUAAUAAUUUUUUAAACGAUGUGCAAUUCUGCGCUUCAGCCAAGACUUAAUGAGAAAAGCAGGGAUUGUAGGGAGUGGGGCAAGGAAUCCCCGAGUGUCCACUAGAGCCAGGCCACUUGCGUUGUCUUCUGUUUGAAAUGAUCUGUGAAUUGACUCUGUUUUGGAGAUGUGAAACAGUAUAUGGAGAAAAGCUUUUCCUGAUACUGAGAGAUCAGUUAGGAGUCCUCGUGGGGUGUUGGGUCAUCCUUUCUAUGUCACCUCCUUUCCAGGCUCAGGGUGGAAGUAAACAAAAGGAAGUCUGACUGUAAACCAAUAGCUUGGAUUCCAAUUUCAGAGUUUUGGAGCUGGGAGAAAGUUUGGAUUAUCUAGCAUGUCUUCCCCCCCGCUGGUGUCAGCCAGGGCUGAGCCUGAAUUAUUUCAGACAUAUGGCUGUGGAUGGGAUUCUGGAUUUUCAGGGAGGGAAAUUCAGUAACCUACCCUGCUGAUCAGAUAGUCCUUUGUACGUCUUACAGAAAUUCAAACCAGCCUUCUUUUGUUCUGCACAUUGUGGAAAAAGAACAGCUGGUUACCUUCCGUGUAUUUGAAAACCGCAGUGAAGUCAUCCCCCUGGUGUUUUUAUUUCAGUGGUAAAUAAUCCCACCUACUUAAACCAUUCUUCAUAGCUCUUGUUUUGCAAGGGCUUGAUAAUUUUCACUGCUAUUCUGUGUCUCGGCUUCACGCUCAGUUUGGUUGUGCAAACAGAACAUGGUGCCUGACUCGCAUUGGUGCCUUGUGAAGGCCAAGCUCAGGAUGGGAUUACAGGGAAAUCCUCACGUGCCUGGCUUCUCUUACUACUUAAAACUAUAGUGGCACUUUUAGAAAGUGGUAUAUUGCCUGUAUUCAUUUUGAGGAUUACUUGAUCGCCACAUCCAAUCCCCCCCCCCCCCCCCCCCCCCCCGCCCAGCAAUAGCCUGUUAUGUUUUCCUCCCCCUCUUGUGGUCAGACACUUGGUGCUUAUUCUUGAUGUGUUUAAUGCCAUUCCUGAGUUUCUUCAAGACCAACUCUGAGUGGCAGCUCCCCCGCCCUCCCAAUUAUAGAUUCUAUUUUUACAUAUCUCUAGACAUCACCUUUAACUCGUGACUCACAAUAUUAGUUUAACCACUGGCAGGAUCGAGAAUGGUUGCUAAGGGCUAAUUUGCAAAGAGAGUGAGGGACGACCUCUUGGGAAUUUUGGCCAGUUGCCUCCCCUCCUGUUCUUUGGUUCCUCCCUGAAAUUCGGCUGGGACCGCAGACUCCCCCAGGAGCUUUCCUGGGUUCUGAAGGGCUGGGGCCAUGACUCUGAAUUGACUCAGCACUGUGUUUGCACAAUCAGAAGUCUGACAAAAGCAAUCCAAUUAUGAUCAUAUCUGAUGUUUAUGUCAUAAAAUUUCAGUCAAGAAGAUUCAAAGAAGCAUUUUUCUGUUUGUACACAAUGGGGACAAAGUUGGCUUCUCCAUCCGUUAGACAAAAAAAUUAUCGUCAUGUCACACUAACCUGUAACUGUUAUUUAAAAGUUUUGUUUUUUUCCUCAAGAAAAAACAUGGUGAGUCUGGACAGAGCAAAAACUUUUGUAAAAACCACAUGUGUUCUUUUAGAGAGUAGGUAACUUCUAUUUUCACCUUUUUUUUUUUUUUAACUACAGAAGCUCCCUGUUACUACGUUCUGGGCAGGGGGAAGCCUGUGGAACAUGAACAUGGUGAUUGUUGUCAUUGUCUUUGUUUCAUCUUUAAGAUUGUCCUUGGUGGGGUUUGGAGGAAUAGUGAGCACUGACAGACUAUAGCAGUGUGCUGUAUUUUUACAUUGAAAACGAUGUCUUAUUUGAUUUGUACAUAACUGUAAAUAGGUGACAGUAGGUCACAGCUGACAUUUGCAAAAUGUUGUUUUUGUACCUUAGAAUUUCUGCACCAAAUAAAAUGUUUCAAGAUUG
Mirounga angustirostris (Northern elephant seal) is the source of this 8876-nucleotide messenger RNA. It is a transcript of the gene IL17RD, whose product is annotated as interleukin 17 receptor D. The transcript is spliced from 13 exons. NCBI's taxonomy places the organism in Eukaryota, Metazoa, Chordata, Mammalia, Carnivora, Phocidae. Bases 61 to 2274 code for a protein of 737 amino acids. Gene Ontology annotation, molecular function: interleukin-17 receptor activity. The record is from RefSeq and is a predicted model, not a curated record.